GGCACCGGGACGGCCGGUAAACAGGCGGUGGCUCCGCCGCGGAGCCUCUUGGGAGCCGUAGUUCUGCAGCGCGCGGAAGGAACUACAGCCGUGCCCACGGGCCUAUCGGAGAGCGGGGAGGGCGGGACAUUACCGAGAGUCUGCUGCUAUUGGACCGCGGGGCUGGACGCCGGAGCCAAUCAGAAGUGGAAGCGGCUGAAGCGGGCGGGAGGCGGUGCGCCGAUCGCCAUAGCGACGGGGACGCCGCUGGGUCGGGCUGGGCUCUGAGGUGGCCGGGAGGGACUCGAGGGGACCGGGACCGGGACCGGAGCUGGGGCUGGGGCUGGAGCCGGGUCCAAGAGGGCCAAAGCCGCGGCUGCGACGUCGAGGCGGGAAAGCUUUAAACAAUGAGUCAGGCUGAUGAAGGAAAUCUCACUGACACAGAGCUGGCAGCUGAGAAUGAGUCACCUACCUGUGUGCCGCCUCCAGCAGCUCCUAGCCAGGAAGAGGGAUCCACUGACAUAACAGCAAGUCCUGCAUUUCAGUGUUUAGAUGAGCUAUUUUCUGCUGGAAAAAUUACAGACACCAGAGUAGCUGAGCUGAAGGAACAGUACACCCUGCUGCAUGAGGCUGUGAUAAGUUUACAGGAAUCUGAGACCCAGCUUUUACAGGAAGCUGAACGCCUGAGUACAGAACUGGAGCAACAAUGUGACCUGGAAAAAGCAGAACUGCUCCCUGAAGAAGCUUCCAGUGAAGCUUCCCAAAUAAGGCAGCAACUUCUUAGCUGCCGAAGUGAAUACAAUGCCAUUAAAGGAAGAGUGUAUGAAAAUCGAUUGAAGAUAGAAUGUUUACGAGAAGAAAAAAAGCUUCUGGAAAAUGAAUAUGAAAGAGUUUCAAAAGAAAAGGCUGAGCUGGUUAGGAUCCUUGGUAUUCCAAAGCAACUUGCAAAAGAAACUGAGAAGCUGAAUCAGAAAAAAAUUGAUGCAGAGAAGAAGAAUGAGGCCCUUAAUGACCAAAUAGAAGAAUUGAAUAGAACCCUGAAAGCCACUGAAAAAAAGACUGAAGAGAUUUUGCAAGAAAAAGAAGAUGUGAUGAAGGAAUUGCAUGACAGACAAACUUUGAUACAAAAGAAUGAACAAGAAUGCAUUACUUUGACAAAAUUACUAGAAAUUAGUGCAGAGAAGGAAUUAGCUGUCCUAACAGACAGACAAAUUCUGGAAAAUAAUUUAAAUAAAUGUGUCUUGGAGAAAAAAAAGCAACAAGAUAUCCUCAGUCACCAUCAAACACAGAAAGAUAAAGAACUGAAAAGUUUAAAAAAGAUAGAGUUACAACUGAAAGGGAUUUGGGAUUCCUUGGAAGGAGAUAAGGCAAAGCACAAAAGACUCAAAUCAGAGGCAGAAAUUAACUCAAAAAAAAAUGCAAUAUUAUUAGAAAAACGACAAGAACUGCAGGAGGAGAUUGAAACGAUCAAGAGAGGUUUAGCUGAACAGGAAAUGAUAUCAGAUAUGGAUGCCCGAGUGUUAGAAGAAUGCAUUGCUGUAGAACACUUGCUUUUCAAAGAGCAGGAAAAAUGCAGAAAUGAGUUAUCCACACUUACACAUCUGACUUGGCUCAGAGCUGAUGAGAGGCAACUGAAAUGCAGGAAUGUUCAGAAAGCCAAGAUUCAACUCCAAAGUCUUGUUAAGGAACUAAAAAGAAAGGAUCGUGAACUAAUCACCUGUAAAAAGAUGAAAAAAGAAGUCCAAAAAGAACUCCAAGAAUUGGCUAGGAUGUGUGAUCUUAUGCAAAUUGAAAAGGAUAAAUGCAUACAGUUGAUGCAUAUUGCUCAGUGGAAAGCAAAGGAAGCUGAAAACCGGGUAAAAUUGCUAGAAAAUAAUAUAGAAAAUUUAAGGAAUGCCGUUAUAACCAGGGAAAGAAAAUUGCAGGAAGAGUAUCUGAAGAUUAAAAAGAAUGAGAGAAUGAAAGAAUUGAUCAAAAAGGAUUAUUGCAAAGUUGUACAAGAGAUUCUAGAGAGUAAAGAAAAGGAAAAGUAUCUGAAUGUUGACAGACUUACCACUGAAGCCACACACAUGGAAGAGGAAAUUUCGCAGAUACGCAAAAAAUAUGAAAGGACUGUUCAGCAGCAAAAUGAGAGUGGUCUUCUGCUUAGAGAACGAGAAGAAGAACUAGGCUUUUUGUAUGAAAAAGUAAACAGGCAAGAGAUGUUGUGUAAAAAUGGAGAUAGUAAGAUGCAAGUUAUGAAUGAAAAGAUCAGUUUUCUGAAGCUGAAGGUAGCUGAGAAAAAAAGAGAGGUUAAAUUGUGUUUUAAAGAGCUCACAGUGAAGAAUGCCCUGGAUGCCCAUCUGAUGAGACUUCGGAUACAGUAUUCCAAGUGCAGGGACAAGAUUAAACAGCUGGAGGAAAACUAUGGUGAUGCCACAAAUGAGAGCAGAAAGCAAGAAAUGGGAGGGAAGGACCCGUCUCCACCUGAGCUACUAAAAAGGAUUGAACAGAUGGAGGCAGAGCUGCUGCAGAAGGAGCAGAGACUGCUGAAGAUAGAAUUUCUCUUUGAGAACAUUUCUGAUCUGACGGACAGAAUCCGUGCUGUGGUGGAGAACAGCAAGCAGGACAUGCUGCUUUUCGCUAGGAGGAGCAAUGACCUGCAGAGGAAGAUAAAUGACAAAACCCAGGAGAUAAGGGCUCUUUUUGCAGAGUUAUCCAUGAAGCAAGAACUUGCUAUUAAACUCCAGCAGGAAAUCAGAGACAAAGAACAAUUUGUGAUGACUACUUCAUUGAUGAUAAGUCAAGGCCUUCCCCCUCCUGAAAAAGUAGAAAAUAAACAGAAGAUCCUGCGCAAUGAGAAGAUGCAAAAAGCAGCAGCUGAAGCCGGAGCUAAACACCCUGCAGAGGAGGAACAAGAUGCAGUUCCUGGCCAUGCCCCCACUAUCCCUGAGGAGGAGGAGGAGGAGGAGGAGAGGCUCCCACUGUUGCAGCCCCACGUGGUUCCCUUCAGACCAACUGAGCCCAGCUCGAGUCGAAGACAUAUCAAAAAGCCUUCUGCAAAGUAAUUUGAAAUGUGAACAGACAGCACCUGAAGCAGGAGAGACCAUUACCAGCUGCUGGAUCACAAGGGUCAGCAGCACUUGAAGCAGCACUUUACACUGCACUGAAGGAAGAUCUGCUGGUGUUCAGCCAAAUUCCAUAAGGAAAACUUAGUAUUUGUUCAUGACAACAGCACAGCACAGCUAACUA
Messenger RNA from Parus major (Great Tit), 3210 nucleotides. It is a transcript of the gene CCDC146, whose product is annotated as coiled-coil domain containing 146. The transcript is spliced from 18 exons. Lineage: Eukaryota; Metazoa; Chordata; Aves; Passeriformes; Paridae. Bases 387 to 3026 code for a protein of 879 amino acids. Gene Ontology annotation, cellular component: cytoskeleton. The record is from RefSeq and is a predicted model, not a curated record.